GUGGCCCUCGUGGUAUUUCUUAUCUGAAAGUAAUUAAUUUAAUAAAAAAUGCAAAUCGGACGGUUCAAAGGAUCAUAUCAACGGUAGAAAAUGGGACACGUUAUCGUUUCUGGAUUAAGAAAACUUUGAGUAUAAAUAUAAGAAGCAGAGGACAAGCUUUUUGUAGACUAAACUAAGUUGUAGAAGAAGAACCUCUCUCUCUCUGUCUUAGAAGAAAUCUUUGAAGUUUGGAUUUAAGCUUUUGGGAUAGGUAUGAGAUCGAUUUGUGAAUCUGUACCGGCGGCGAACUCUUCUUCUGCGUCUACUACGGUGGUGAACUCUAUUCCGCCGUUUCUGAGCAAGACCUACGAUAUGGUUGAUGAUCCAUUGACCGACGAGGUUGUGUCUUGGAGUAGCGGGAACAACAGCUUCGUUGUCUGGAACGUGCCUGAGUUCGCUAAACAGUUUCUACCAAAGUACUUCAAGCACAACAACUUCUCCAGCUUUGUCAGGCAGCUCAACACUUAUGGUUUCAGAAAAGUUGAUCCAGAACGUUGGGAAUUUGCAAACGAUGGAUUUGUAAGAGGCCAAAAACAAUUGCUAAAGAGUAUUAUCCGGAGAAAACCUUCUCAGAUGCAGCCUCAAAAGAAACCUCAAGUCCAGCACUCAUCAGUUGGUGCUUGCGUUGAAGUGGGCAAGUUUGGACUCGAAGAAGAAGUUGAGAGACUCCAGAGGGAUAAGAACGUCCUUAUGCAAGAGCUUGUGAGGUUAAGGCAGCAACAACAAGGUACAGAACAUCAUCUGCAGAAUGUGGGGCAGAAAGUUCAUGUGAUGGAGCAGAGGCAGCAGCAAAUGAUGUCGUUUCUAGCGAAGGCUGUCCAAAGUCCAGGGUUCUUGAACCAGUUUUCACAGCAGAGUAGUGAAGGGAACCAACACAUCUCUGAGUCCAACAAGAAGAGGAGGCUACCUGUUGAGGAUCAGAAUGGGAGUCAUGGGGUUAAUGGUCUUAGCCGCCAGAUUGUGAGGUAUCAGUCAUCAAUGAACGAAUCAGCUAACAGUGUGCUCCAACAGAUACAAAGUAUGAGUAGCUCACGUGGCUGUCAUGAGCCCCUCUCCAACAAUCAUGGUAGCUUUCUUUUGGGUGAUGUUCCUAACGUUUCAGACAAUGGGAGAUCCUCAAAUGGAGCAUCUGGAGUUGCAUUCACUGAUGUUUCAUCCAAUGGUGCAAUGAAACCUCACGACCCUUAUGCUCCAGCUGAUCUGCUAGCUCCAAGGCAAGGAGCAGCAGCAGCUUCUGGGAGCUCAAGUUCGGAUCUAGCUGGAUGCGAGACGGACAAUGGAGAGUGUUUGGAUCCAAUGAUGGUUGUUUUGGAUGAGUCAACGAUAUUAGGACGUGAUGGCACCAUAAAUGAGUUGCUUCCUGGAGGUGAAGAUUCAUUGUGGGAACAGUUCUUUGGUGAGAGCACAGAAACUGGCAACAUUGAUGAGCUUGUCUCAGGGUCCAUGGACAAUGAGAUGAUAAUGGAGCAGCUAGGAUUACAAUCCAACCUCAGGAAUGUGUUGAGAAAUAAUCAACAAAUGAACCAUCUUACUGAACAGAUGGGACUUCUCACAUCAGAUGCGCUCAGGAAAUGAAAAAAUCGCCGCAAGUUCCAUAAUCUUUACUCUCAAGAGAUGUAGAAGAUGGGGGUUAAGUUUUGUGGAGUUGCAGCAACAGAAGUAUAAUGAUCAGAAGGAGGUGGUGGUGUAUCUAUGUGUGAUUAAACUCUCGUUCUUGUCAAUGUGUGAUUAAAAAAAAUAAAAGAACUAUGGCUUUGUGAACUUAGCAUUUAUGUGUGGGUAUAUCGAAUUACUUCCGAGAUAAAUCAUUGAUCUUGUUCGAUA
Brassica rapa (field mustard) is the source of this 1863-nucleotide messenger RNA. Its product is annotated as heat stress transcription factor A-1e. Gene Ontology annotation, cellular component: nucleus. Gene Ontology annotation, biological process: regulation of transcription by RNA polymerase II; cellular response to heat. NCBI's taxonomy places the organism in Eukaryota, Viridiplantae, Streptophyta, Magnoliopsida, Brassicales, Brassicaceae. Gene Ontology annotation, molecular function: RNA polymerase II cis-regulatory region sequence-specific DNA binding; DNA-binding transcription factor activity. The record is from RefSeq and is a predicted model, not a curated record.